Protopolystoma xenopodis is the source of this 369-nucleotide messenger RNA. NCBI's taxonomy places the organism in Eukaryota, Metazoa, Platyhelminthes, Monogenea, Polystomatidea, Polystomatidae. The record is from the annotation of a GenBank genome assembly.
UGUGGCGGUUCAUAUCAUAGUCUAAACGGCCUUCUGGUGAGUCCUGGCUACCCUCGGAGCUAUCCGCCAAAUUCGUUCUGCUACUGGCAUCUAAGCCUGCCUUCCGGUUAUCGGCCUCAUCUGCGCCUGGUAGCACCCUUCUCUAUAGAGGAGACGCCCGGUUGCCUAUUGGACUUCUUGGACAUCUUCGAUACAGACACGAGCCUGCGACUAGACCGCAUCUGUGGUAGUCAUGAUUCAGGAGAGAGAGUUUUUACAGCCUCGCUGAACAGCAUGACCUUGGUGUUUGUGAGUGAUGUUCAUAUUGGAGGAGAUGGAUUUCAGGCGAUUUGGGAUGCAGGUUUGUCGGACAAAUGGACAGUAAAUUAG